Molecule: messenger RNA, 1660 nt
Organism: Salpingoeca rosetta
Lineage: Eukaryota; Choanoflagellata; Craspedida; Salpingoecidae
Product: yrdC domain-containing protein
Exons: 1
Coding region: 293-1459 (388 amino acids)
Biological process (GO): regulation of translational fidelity
Cellular component (GO): cytoplasm
Molecular function (GO): nucleotidyltransferase activity; double-stranded RNA binding; tRNA binding
Source: RefSeq, a predicted model, not a curated record
CUGCGAUUUGCCAAAUCUUCAUUGAAUUAUUCAGCUCACUGCUGACUCAGAUUUCUGCACGUUUGUGCGUGCAAACGGCAACAGCAGCAAGAAGAAGAGAGCAAGGACCACCACACACUCCGCACAACAGCCGACACACAGCAGACACACAGCCCGAGGGGAGCGGGUUGUGUUACAGACAUACAAACAGCCAGCCAGCCCACACCUUGCAGCACCCGCGCACGAGCUGCUGCUACAUUCAUUCUCACAGUCAAACACGUGUGCAGGAAGAGACGCGUGGUGUUGUGCGUGUAUGCUGCGCGUGUGUGGACGGCAACUGCGGUCGAUAACGCGGAGGUGGUUGAGGCAACCAACGGUAACAGCGAGCAUGAGUGGGCAGCGGGGUGUGCACGCCAAGCACGCCAAGCACGCCAAGCACGAUGCCGAGCGCACGGCAGACAGCACGAACGUGACGAGCACCACCAGCGCCACGGCUGACAACACAAACACCACCACCAACAGCAACGGCGAUGGCAGCAGCAAGCCGCAGCAAGCGCAGCUCGGGCGCGUGGUGAAGAUUGCGGGCAACCAGGAGGACGUGCCGGACGACGUGGUCGCAGACGCCGUGGAGACACUGCGGGCCGGUGGCGUCAUUGGCGUGCCCACGGAUACCAUCUACGGGCUGGCGUGCCUGGCGCAGUCCACCCAGGGUGUGCGCCGCAUCUACUCCAUCAAAGGGCGAAGCGAACUCAAGCCCAUCGCCAUCUGCGUGCACGACGUCGCUGCCAUCGGGGCAUAUGCAGAGCUGAGUGUGCCAGAGCGCUUGCUGCGCGCCUUGCUGCCGGGACCCGUGACUGUCGUGCUGCCGCGCAAGCCCGCCCUCAACCCGGAGCUCAACCCGCACACGUCACUCAUUGGCGUGCGCGUCCCAGACUUCCCCUUUGUGCGCAAGCUGGUGCAGGCCCUAGGCGAGCCGCUCGCGCUGACCAGCGCCAACCGGUCUGGCGAGCAGAGCUGCAUCAGCAGCAGCGAGUUCUCGCAUCUCUGGGGCGAGCUCAACGCCGUGUACGACGCAGGCACGAUCGAGACCAGCGGCGCAAGCCGCCUCGGCUCCACGGUGGUGGACCUUUCGCGCGGCAAGGCAUAUCAGGUCAUUCGCGGCGGUAGCGCAGAGGAGGCGACGCUCGCUACAUUGCACGCGCACGGUCUCAGAGCAGCAGCAGCGGCGGCGGCCGGGGACAUGCAGGGACAGGCGGCCUCAACACAGCCAGCAUCAACAGCAGCACUGGCACAACGGGAGGAAGAGCAGGAAGCGCAUGUAGGCACGAGUGCGCGUGAUGAUGGUGAUGGUGAUGAUGGUGAUGAUGAUGGUGAUGAGCAGGCGUGCGACGAUGACGACGGUGGUGACGGUGGUGACGGGAACGGGGAACUGCGGUCGAAGCGGAGCAAGACAGACAGUGACACCAAAACGGCUGCAUAGCACAUAGGUGCAUGUGCAUGUGUGUUUGUGUGUGUGUGUGUGUGUGUGUGCUUUGCGUGUGUGUGUUUGUUUGUUUGUGUCGCCGAGGUUGUGGGCUGCUUUGGCUGCGUGUGGCUGUUCACGUGUGAUUGGCUGUAGGUCUUCUAUGUAUUGUGAUAUGUACAUGUACACAUAAACGGCAAGUCACGAAACAGGGUGGAG